AUGCCAGAGCUGCGGAGCGGGGUACGUCGAAGAGGGCGCGCUCCAGCGCAGCCGCCGGCGCUGUCUUUAGAACGUCCGACAAGAAAGCCGAGGGGGCGCGCGGCGAGGGGAUCGGAACCAUCCAAGGGGCCGGAGACCGCCCGUGGGAGAGGCAGGUCUGUGGCGGCGAAGGGGACCGCGGUUACUCCUGCGCCGAAGACUCGUGGAGGGGCUACCGCAGGCACGGAUACAGGUGCGGAGGGGAAGCCAAGAACAAGGCUAGCGGCGGCGAGGCUGGUGUUGGUCGAGGAGGGGAACGUAUCCGAGCAGUUAAAGUACGUCGUGCUAGAAGGAGAAAAUAUCAAGGGACGGACAAGAGGUGACGGACAAGAGGAAGUAAGUGCCAGGGAAGAGAGCCCCAGAAAGAAAGGAAACAUGGGCGACGACAGUGGUGGUCUGAGCGCCAAUAAGGCAGCGGGUCAGGAGGAAGAGGGAAGCACUGCCCCCUUUCCAGAGAGGGUAAUCUCCCCAUUUGAAAUAUAAGAAAAGUUACUUUGUUUGUUUGUUAUAUCUUUGUAUAGUAUUUUUUCCUCUUGUUUUGUUGGAAGUUGUGUUUUCUUUUCUGUUUUCUCCUCAACUGUGCUGUAUCAGCCUUUUGGUGGCCUGCUUUACUUGUCACUUGUGUUGCAUCAGCCUAUUUUGUGUCUAUUUGAUGUAUACCUCACGAUUGUUCCUGCCAUCAUCCAACAACUGACUCCAUCUUAUUCGUUCUAUUUUCAAUUGUUAUAUGUUAACUAACCUUUCAUUAAUACGAAACAAAUUCCUCUGAUCGGUUUUACUGAAUACAUUUUAUCAUGAAUUUGUUCUAUUCAGGAUCAGCCUGCUUUAUUCUCUCUCAUAUAUAUUGAUGAAGAGGUACAGUAGCAUAUGAACAACUCUCGUAAACGAGUGAAGGACUAACCUUAAUUUUCAAAACUCGAUUCAUACUCAUGCAUUUCAGAACACUUUUUUUUCAAAUCUCAAAGCCUUUUAUAGGUCUGGUUCGUAACAUUUCCAUUGAUGUAUUGAAUACAUGAAAGUCAUCAUAACAGUCUACUACAUUGCCUUCAUAGUCAUUAUACUUGACUUUCCAUUCUCUCAAAUAAUGGAAGAAUACAGAAGAAUAUGUGAGUUUUUUUUAUCGAUCGUUUAGUUUUACUCCCUGAAUUUUCCUUGGUGUUCUUAUCCGGUUACUGUAUUCCAUCAUCUAGAAACUUAAGAUUUAAUUUCUAUCUAUUUCUGAUUCCGGGUUUUUUUUUCUCUUCCUGUUUUUAAUCAUGUGAAAGAUUGCUGAAUUCUCCCAUAUAUUCUUUUUCAGGUUCAGGUGGGAGGAUCCCCUGUGUAUAAGAUCGAGAGGAAAUUGGGCAAAGGUGGGUUUGGUCAGGUUUUUGUGGGUCGUCCUAUUUCGGGAGGCAGUGAAUGGACAAGUGGUCCUGGGGCAGUGGAGGUAUUACCUCUGCUGUUGUACUAUGUUUGAUAGUUUUCCCUUUUAGGUGGCUGUUUCAAAUUUGUUACAUUUCCAAAUUCAAUUUGUUAUUUGGAUUAAGCUCUCAUCAUUUUUGUAUUUUUCUAUAGGUCGCUCUGAAGUUUGAGCAUCGGAGUAGUAAAGGCUGUAAUUAUGGUCCUCCUUAUGAGUGGCAAGUGUACAGGUCGGAGCUCUAUUCUUGUUUCAUCCCGUUCAAAUAAUUUCCUUUUCACUUCUAAUCAGUAAAUGGUAACAUGGAUUUCCCCUAUUUUCUGGAGCAGUGCUCUUGGUGGCAGUCAUGGCGUCCCUAGGGUACACUACAAGGGAAGAUCGGGAGAUUACUAUGUUAUGGUAUGAAUUUAAAUCUUCUGAUGCAGCUGACAUUCUUUAUUGUUUGGGUAUGAGUUGUUUUUAAUAUCUGGGUGACAAUAAAGGUGCUGACUUUAUUAAGAUUCCCGGAUAUCUCUUUUGAAUAGGAUAGUUAAUACUAUUGGCCUGUGCGAAGGCUGAAAAUAUCAUUAUUAUGCGUUAUGGGAUUUGAAAAUUGUGGUUUUAUCUAUUGUGUGGCGCAUUAUACGAACAUUUUAGGAUUUCUGAUGCAUAAAUGUAUAUUUAAUGUUAGGCUUGUUCUGGUUUACAUGGGGGGUGAGUAUAUAGGUUUACUCUGGCCAUGGAAUCUGUUUGGAUGUAUCCCAUCAGUUCUUUUUCCACUUGGUUUGUAGUCGUUUUCAUACCAUUUCUAAACAAUGAUAUGCUCUGGAGCAACCUGCAGGUGAUGGAUAUGCUGGGACCCAGUUUAUGGGAUGCGUGGAAUUCUUCAGGUCAAACGUAAGUUUUUUCUAUUUUUAUUUUUUUUUAAUUCUUAUGAUACUAUGCCUCCCACCCCGCUAGUGUAAGCUUGUUACACCAUUUCUUUUCAAAAUUUCCUGAUAAGCACAGUUUUGAACAUGUGACCGUCACAUUAAAAAAUACUCAAUAUGAAUCAUAAUUUUUUUAUGCGAAUAUGAUCUUCAUUGGGGAAGAACCAACUGUAAUCCAAAUGAUCAACGGAAAGUUGGGGAAAACAAAAUCUUGUUGAUGGAUUCGUCUAAUAGAGAGUAUCUUGGCAGUGUCCACUUUAUGAUGAAUAUAAAGACACUGGGUUUUUUGAAUGAUUCAGAUGUCUUAUCAUUUGUUCUUUCCUGUAAGGUUUGAAAGGGCCUAGUAUUCUACCCUCUGACCUUUUUUUCCUAAUGUGCAUUUUCCUUCUCUCAUUAUUUUUUAAGGUUUUACUGGUGCUACUUUCAUUUGUCUCCUGUGUCAAAAUUGCCGAAUGCGUUUGAUUAUCAGAAUUGUCUACUUUAAUCUUCUUCAGUAUUUUAUGGAUUGGUUACUGGGCUUAUAAAUCCUCUGGACAUAAAGAUGGUUGUGCAGUUUUAUUAUAUGAUUAAAUAAUUUAAUUAUGUAUUGGUUCUAUAAUUUCAGGAUGUCCUCAGAAAUGGUUGCCUGUAUUGCUGUUGAGUCCAUCUCGAUCCUUGAGAAGAUGCAUUCCAAAGGGUAGGAACUCCCAUGAAAUCACCGUAGACAGUUUCAUAAAAGUUUUAUAUGAGAGUGUUAUAUAUGAUUUUUACGUUGCUGGAAAUGUCUUUUCAUCGUUAAUAUUAUUUACUGUUGGUAUCUUCGUAUUCAAUUAGGUUUGUUCAUGGAGAUGUGAAACCGGAGAACUUUCUGUUCGGACAGCCGUUGACGCCACAAGAGAAGAAAUUGUAUCUGGUCGACCUUGGUUUAGGUGAAAACAUCCUCACCUAGCUUUGUGAUCUUCUUACUGUUUUUCGAUUUUUCCAUAGAAAUGUAAAUGAGUUUUUUUGUCUAUGAAGCUACAAGAUGGAGAGACAAUUCCAGUGGGCAGCAUGUUGAGUACGAUCAACGCCCAGAUGUUUUCAGGUUAGUUGUGAUAUUUGUACUUGUGUGCUAGUCGAUCAAAUAUUACUGAACUUCUUAUAUGCUGCAUACUUCGUAUCUUACCUUUCUGUUUCCCUAUUUAGAGGGACUGUCCGGUAUGCCAGUGUUCAUGCCCACCUAGGAAGAACCGCCAGUAGAAGAGAUGACUUGGAAUCUCUUGCCUACACACUUAUCUUCCUUCAUAGAGGGAGGUUACCAUGGCAAGGGUAUCAGGUAUGCAGAUGCUUUGGAAUUAACUUUUCUUCCUAUGAAUUUUGUUCAAUCCAUUCAUUUCAUAACCUCGUGUUACUUGCCUUGCCUUACUUGCAUUUCAGGGGGAGAACAAAUCUUUCUUAGUUUGCAAGAAAAAGAUGGCAACUUCACCAGAAAUGCUGUGCUGCUUAUGUCCUCCAGCUUUCAAGCUAUUUCUUGAAACCGUGGUUAACUUGAAAUUUGAUGAAGAGCCCAACUACUCUAAACUAAUAUCCAUCUUCGAGGGUUUAAUUGGACCAAACCCAGCUCUGAGGCCCUUAAACACUGAUGGUGCUCAGAAGGUAACUGAUGAAGUACCGUGCUUUACGAUUAUCUUUGAAUGUUUUUUAUAACUAGAUUUAUUCUCUGAUAUCUGACGUGUGAUCUUUUUUUUAUUCGCCUGAAAUGGUAGAUUAUGUACCAAGUUGGUCAAAAACGUGCCAGGCUCACCAUUGAGGAAGAGGAAGAUGGCCUGCUAAAGAAGAAGGUCCGAGUUGGCGUUCCAGCUACCCAGUGGAUCUCAGUCUAUAACGCAAGGAUGCCUAUGAAACAGAGGUGGACAUUGUUUUCUUCUUCUCUACCUGAAUCUUUCACAUUUCUCUUCAUCAAGGCCAGUUGAAAACUUCAUUUUUUAUAAUGAAUUACUGUUUUUAAUUGUUUUGUGAAGAAAAUUAGCGAACUUACUUGCCACUGCCAUCAUUAAUGUUUCCAUGAACUGUCAUCACUGCUCUUUUUUCUUGGCCAAACUCUCUUCUAGAUCAUCUAUAAGUAUUACUGCUAAAUACUGUGGUCACUGCCUCCGAGAUCACUGCUGCUGAUGUCCCUACACCUCUCUCUCUUCUCCUUUGUCUACUUUACUUGGUUGAGCAAAUUUUAUUUAUUUAUUACUUGGUUGAGCAAGUUACUAUCAUUGGCAAGUCCUCGUGAGCCCUUCUUAGUGUGGUCGUGAUUGGAUUAGUAGUAGGACUUGCAUAUAUGGUCUGUAUUUAUUUGGGGGUGGAUAGUUCCAUGGGUAUAUAUUCUUGGUAUGAUUUCAACAAUUUCCUGUUCUUGGACAUCUAAUGUUCUUGGAUUGAAGGAUACCCAACUGACAUCAGAAUUUCUAAAUUUUUUAUUUGAGGUUUAUUUAUUCAAAGAGGUCAAGAAAAAUAUGGGUGCUGAAUUUGUGCACUAUAACUAUUUUAAUUCUUAUUUAUUUUCGUGCAGUUAAUCUAUGCCUCGUGCACUCGGAAUUAUUUUGGAUCAUUUUUCUGCUUUUUUUUUUUCGUUCAAAACCGUGUCUAUCAGUUUACAGAUGGAAGGUGAGCUCUCUCCAUUGACGAGCCGAUUGUUUUCUGCUUCUCCUGCCCUACCAGAUAUCACUACAAUGUGGCAGACGGCCGCCUUGGGCAGCACGUGUCCAGAGGGAACGACGAUGGCCUGUUCAUAAGCUGUGUGGCUUCUUGCUCCAAUCUCUGGGCCUUGAUCAUGGACGCAGGGACGGGCUUCACGUCCCAGGUCCACGAGCUUUCACCAUACUUUCUGCACAAGGUAUCUUCUCUCUCUCUCUCUCUCUCUCUCUCUCUCUCUCUCUGUUUCUUUCUCUCUCGGACGUCUCUCUCUAUGGCUCUCUGGUCGUCACUCACUCAUCUGCGGUGGUCGAGGUAGGAAUGGAUCAUGGAGCAGUGGGAGAAGAACUACUACAUCAGUGCCAUCGCGGGGGCCACCAAUGGGAGCUCACUCGUGGUGAUGUCGAAAGGUCAGCAAGCUGGGUGGUUGACUUUGACUUUGAACCCCCCACCCCCACCCCCCCUCAUAUCGAUUCCCGGGCAUUGACUGAUACUCUCCCUCUCCCCCUGUGAACGACCAUCUCCAGGCACGCAGUACACCCAGCAGUCGUACAAGGUCAGCGACUCCUUCCCCUACAAGUGGAUAAACAAGAAGUGGAGAGAGGGCUUCCACGUGACCUCCAUGGCCACCUCCGGCAGCCGUUGGGGCGUCGUCAUGUCCCGCAACGCUGGUUUCAACGACCAGGUAGAACUCUUCCCCCUCCCGCCCCCCCAUCUCCCCUUUUGCUAUCGUCUUCUUGUUCUUGUUGUUGAUGGUGACGGGAGAUCCUGCGCAGGUGGUGGAGCUGGACUUUCUGUAUCCGAGCGAGGGGAUCCACCGGCGGUGGGACACGGGCUACCGGAUAACGUCGAUGGCGGCCACCUGGGACCAGUCGGCGCUGAUAUUGAGCGUGCCUAAGCGCAAGCCGGCGGAUGCCACGCAGGAGACCCUGCGCACGUCGGGCUUCCCCAGCACCCACGUCAAGGUUCCCAUCGAUUCUCUCUCUUUAGCUCGCUCGUCGCCCACCGUCGUGUGGAGAAAACCCUGAUGGUGUGUGGUUGUUUGUGCAGGAGAAAUGGGCGAAGAAUCUCUACUUGGCGUCUGUCUGCUAUGGGCGGACCAUCUCUUGA
Messenger RNA from Spirodela intermedia, 6093 nucleotides. The record is from the annotation of a GenBank genome assembly. NCBI's taxonomy places the organism in Eukaryota, Viridiplantae, Streptophyta, Magnoliopsida, Alismatales, Araceae.